Molecule: messenger RNA, 1792 nt
Organism: Alnus glutinosa
Lineage: Eukaryota; Viridiplantae; Streptophyta; Magnoliopsida; Fagales; Betulaceae
Product: cytochrome P450 CYP72A616-like
Exons: 5
Coding region: 161-1705 (514 amino acids)
Molecular function (GO): monooxygenase activity; heme binding; oxidoreductase activity, acting on paired donors, with incorporation or reduction of molecular oxygen
Source: RefSeq, a predicted model, not a curated record
UCACCAAGCUAAAGAACAAGAAGGACGAGGUCACGAGUGGUUCCAAUAAUUAUUUCUUCUUUCUUUUGGGACGGGCAAAGUCAUUAGCCCUGAUAAAUAUCCUCCAAUCCGGCCACCGGCCGAUACUGCUCUGAACAAAAGCUUUUCCAAGCUAAAAAAGAUGGAAGAAUUUUACAUUUUCAAACUGCUGGCAAUCUCUUCUGCUCUACUCAUUCUUUAUCCCGUUAUCGGAGUUGUUUAUGUGAUUUGGUGGAGACCCAAAAGCCUUGAGAAGCAAUUGAGGCAGCAAGGGAUCAGAGGAACUUCUUACAAGCUUUUGUAUGGUGAUGUGAAAGAGAUUCAGGAGUGCAACAGGGAAGCAUGGUCCAAACCGAUUACCACCCUAGACCACCAGAUUUUGCCACGUGUCUCACCAUUCUUUCAUCAACUGGUACAAAAAUAUGGAAAAGUAUCUCUAUCUUGGGAUGGAACAAGACCAAGAUUGAUGGUAGGAGACCCAGAGUUAAUGAGGCUGAUAUUAGGAGAUAAGAAGGGUCAUCUUGUAAAGACGCCACUGAACCCUCUUGCGGGUAUGCUAAAUCUGGGGCUCUCAAAUUUGGAAGGAGAGCGAUGGGCCAAGCACAGAAGGCUUAUUACACCUGCUUUCCACCUUGAGAAGUUAAAGAGAAUGGUGCCAGCAUUUGAAACCAGUUGUUUGGGGCUGAUUGAUCGAUGGAAGGAAUUGAUUAGUCCUCAAGGAUCACGUGAAAUAGAUGUUGCACCAGAGCUCCAAAAUCUUGCCAGUGAUGCCAUCGCCCGGACAGCCUUUGGAAGCAGCUUUGAAGAGGGCAAAAGGAUAUUUGAACUUCUGAAAGAGCUCACUAAAUUGGUGCAUGAAUCCUUUCAAAAGAUUUACAUCCCAGGUUUCAGGUUCAUUCCCACUAAGAAGAACAAGAGGAGAUAUAAUAUGGUGAAGGAGAUCAAUGCAAUACUAGGGGAAAUGAUCCGCAGGAAAGAGGAAGGCAUGCGAAAUGGAGAUUCAGGCAAUAACAACGAUUUACUAGGCCUAUUAUUGCAAUGCAAAGAAGAUUCCGAUCAAAAUGGUCUGACAACUGAAGAUGUUAUGGAGGAGUGCAAGUUGUUCUACUUCGCCGGCCAAGAGACCACCGCCACCUUGCUCACAUGGACACUCAUUGUUUUAUCUAUGCAUCCCGAUUGGCAAGAAAAGGCCAGGGACGAGCUGCUACACGUCUGUGCCGACAGAACACUUGAUUUCGAAGCCAUCAAUCAACUCAAGAUUGUACCAAUGAUAUUGUAUGAAGUCCUUCGAUUAUACCCGCCUCUAGCUUCUCUCUACCGGCAUACCCGCCGGAAGACGAAUAUAGGAGGCCUAACGAUCCCGGCCGGGGUUGACUUAGCAUUACCAGUGCUGCUUCUACAUAAUGAUCCAAAUUAUUGGGGCGAAGAUGUUGAGAAAUUCAAUCCUGAGAGAUUUUCUCAAGGCAUUUCGAAAGCAUCAAAGGAUCAAAUAGCGUUCUAUCCAUUUGGUUGGGGUCCCAGAAUAUGUCUUGGCCAAAAUUUCGCCAUGAUAGAAGCAAAGAUGGCUCUGGCUAUGAUUCUUCGACAUUUUUCUUUUCAACUCUCACCAUCUUAUACUCACGCUCCUCGUACUUUCAUUACUCUUAAGCCACAGCAUGGUGCUCCGAUUAUACUGCACAGAAUCUAAGAUGCAUGUUUGAUUGUGUUCUAAGCAUGGAAUUUCCGAUAUUAAAGGAGUUUAAUUAAGCUUUUAAUGUGCUGUUUUUGAGUUUUC